Molecule: messenger RNA, 582 nt
Organism: Rhipicephalus sanguineus (brown dog tick)
Lineage: Eukaryota; Metazoa; Arthropoda; Arachnida; Ixodida; Ixodidae
Product: eukaryotic translation initiation factor 4B
Exons: 2
Coding region: 1-582 (193 amino acids)
Source: RefSeq, a predicted model, not a curated record
AUGGACGCGGCCUUGCAGCGACUCCUGGAGACUAUGGAGCGUCCGGACCUCGUCUCCGCGACACGCCGAGUCCGCAGCCUUUCUGGCAGCGAGGAGCGUGGCGAUCCCGACCAUCGAGGACGCCGCGGACGUUUUCGUAGUCCCUAUCACGGUCUGCGGGGUGACGAGGAAAGCACGCACCCACCCCUGUCAUAUUCGGAGGUGUUGUUUUCCGGGAGCAAGUCGGAAUGUGUUAGCGGAGGGCCAAGUCACCGGGACGACAGGGAUCAAGAUUUUGCGCCGCGGGAACGCAAGAGCCUGCUGCUCAAGCCUCGCUUGGUGACCGUAGAAGCAAACAAGGAGGCCGCUGCCAUUUUCAAGGCUCCCGAGCUUGCACCUAAAGGCUCCUCGUCUAUUUUGGGCGGAGCGCGUCCCGUUGACGCGGCUACCCGAAAGCGUGAGAUCGAAGCCCGGUUGGCUCGGCAGCGUCAGGAAGAGCGCCUACAGAUCCGGUACCGGAAACCCAUUCAGGACAGCCGCAAGUACGACCGGGUGAGGCGCUCUAGUGUCACCUCGAGGUCAGAGCGACCGCGGCGUUCCUAG